GUAUGAUAAUCAAGUUGGGCCAUUUCAAGGUGUCCCCUGAAUAGAUAUGUGGACACAGUUGGCAACGGGCUUUGUUGCAAGGAUAGGUUCCAGGGUUAGUGGUUCUGUUGUGUGGUAUGCGGUUGUUAGUGAGUAUUUGCUUCAGGUUGGGGGGCUGUCUGUAGGCAAGGACUGGCCUGUCUCCCAAGAUUUGUGAGAGUUUAUCCUUGCAACAAAGCCCGUUGCCAACUGUGCCCACAUAUCUAUUCAGGGGACACCAUCACAGGGCCUAAUAGCAUCAGCCACACUAUCAGAGGCUCGUUCACCUGCACAUCCACCAAUGUGAUAUGUGCCAGCAAUGCCUCUCUGCCAUGUACAUUGGUCAAACUGGACAGUCUCUACGUAAAAGAAUAAAUGGACACAAAUCAGAUGUCAAGAAUUAUAACAUUCAUAAACCAGUUGGAGAACACUUCAAUCUCUCUGGUCACGCAAUUACAGACAUGAAGGUCGCUAUCUUAAAACAAAGAAACUUCAAAUCCAGACUCCAGCGAGAAACUGCUGAAUUGGAAUUCAUUUGCAAAUUGGAUACUAUUAAUUUAGGCUUAAAUAGAGACUGGGAGUGGCUAAGUCAUUAUGCAAGGUAGCCUAUUUCCCCUUGUUUUUUCCUACCCCCCCUCGCGCCCCAGACGUUCUGGUUAAACUUGGAUUUGUGCUGGAAAUGGCCCACCUUGAUUUUCAUACACAUUGUAAGGAGAGUGGUCACUUUGGAUAAGCUAUUACCAGCAGGAGAGUGAAUUUGUGUGUGUGGUUUUUGGAAAAAAGGGGGGGGGGUGAGAAAACCUGAAUUUGUGCUGGAAAUGGCCCACCUUGAUUAUCAUACACAUUGUAAAGAGAGUGGUCGCUUUGGAUGGGCUAUUACGAGCAGGAGAGUGAGUUUGUGUGUGUGGGGGGGCGGAGGGUGAGAAAACCUGGAUUUGUGCUGGAAAUGGCCCAACUUGAUUAUCAUACACAUUGUAAGGAGAGUGAUCACUUUAGAUAAGCUAUUACCAGCAGGAGAGUGGGGUGGGAGGAGGUAUUGUUUCAUGGUCUCUGUGUGUAUAAUGUCUUCUGCAGUUUCCACAGUAUGCAUCCGAUGAAGUGAGCUGUAGCUCACGAAAGCUUAUGCUCAAAUAAAUUGGUUAGUCUCUAAGGUGCCACAAGUACUCCUUUUCUUUUUCCUGUAUAAAUGAGAUCAGAAUCUGGGACUCAGUCUUGAAAUCUUUCCAUCAGGUGGGGUAUGCAAUAGGCUGCUUACUAACAAUUUUGCCAAGCAAAUAAUCCCACCGCAGGGAGUUUACCAUUUUAGAGUCUGAACUGUUAUGCCAAAGUGUUAAUAAAAUGCAUGUAAUGACUUAAAUAUAUGUGUGACCCAAGCAUGCCAUCUGGCAGAUGGCUUAGGGGUACAUAUGGGUACAGGGAUCCCCUGAUCAGAUAACGUCCAUGCUGAAAGCCUGUGUCACACUGGUCCUCAUAGUCAUUAUGAGAUGUACGUAUGGAAAACGUGUGAGGAGUUAUGUGUAUAUGCUGAAAAUUACGUUCUCUAGGCCUUGCAGUUAAAGGCAGGUUACAUAAAGUUAGCAUGCCUUGCAACAAACUUCUCCAGACAGAAGGUGUGAGGUGGACCACAGUGAAUCUCACAACAGAAGUCUAUUAGCACACUGAGACAAAUGCUAAUGAAGAGCUUGUGGAAGCUUUAGAAGGAGAUUAACAGGAAGAGGUGAACAACAGAGGGAGACUGGAACCCUAUUUUCAGAUGAUCAUGAAAGGUCUGGUCUGGUCUAUGUAGGUAAGAUGAACCCUCAGGCAUCCUUCAGUCUGUGAGGACAAGCUGCCAGUAGGUUUGAUUUUAUGAAAGGGGGAUCUCAGCCAACUGGGCUGAAAAUGCUGGGGAAAAGGACUUUUUAAGCUCUCUUGUAUGAGACAGGGAACUAUCUUAUCAGUGUAGUUGUAUCUGUGUUGGUCCCAGGAUAUUAGAGAGGACCUCCUGAGUUCCCUUCCAACCCUGAUAUUCUAUAAUUCUAUGAGGCAAGGUGGGUGAGUUAAUAUCUUUUAUUGAACCAUCUUCUGUUGGUGAGAGAGACAAGCUUGUUUGGUGAUUUAAGUUUAGGGUCUAGAAAGUGUAUUUUGAUUUUGUUGGAUAUGUAACCAUUUGUUUCCAAUAUUCUUACUUCCUAUUAUUUGAAUCUCUGUCCUUUGAUAAUAAACUUUAUUCUUGUUUUCACUAUGAACAUAUCUGGCCGCUGCGUGUUAUGUGGAGUGGUGAUUCCGAGCUGAAUCUUACAAGCGUUGGGAGCAGCACCUCAGCGAGUUCCGAGAGUGUUCAGUGGAACAGGGACUGGACACUCCAAAGGGACGCUUGGAGGACUCGGGGGUUAGAGAGCUCCUAUCACUAACCUGUACAGAGAGAGCAAGGUCUGCAGAGGCUUGGCAUGUAGCGCUUGUGUCGUCAGAGGUUAAGGGCCUUGCAACCUAGGAUACCCCAGGGAAGUGUCACAAUUUAGUACAGACCCUGCAACUUCCUUCAACUGUGAGGCCUUUUGGGAGCUAAACACCAGCACAGGAAGUGUCAUUUCUUGAGCAAACAGCAGUCAGUGUCUUUCAACAACAAUGGAGCAAGAGCUGCAGAUCGGAAAUGAAAGCCAUCUGGAUUAUGGAAGUGAAUGUCUCCUUUCUCCCUCUGUUGCACAAGAUGCCCCUGCUCCUUAUUCCUCGCCCCAUGAAGGACCCUCUAUGCCCCGCUUGGAGCUGAUGGACACGGCUACUGAAGAUGAAGGGGAAGAUUCAGGAGACUGCGGAAACAAAGGUUUACCUCCCCGAGCUGAUCAGCUGCCUGAAGGAGAGCACAAUGAUUCCAUUCCAUUUCAGACAGAGUGGAGCAUUCUCUCUAUUUCUGAGCAUGUAGCCAGAGAAGCCUUGGUACAGUACACAGCCAAUAAGUGCUGCUAUCGGAUUGCCCCUGCAAAACGUAUGGUGGUCCAGAACCUGACUCCGCUCAACACAUUCAGAUAUCAUCUGCAAACCUUCACUGAAACCAGAGAAACAUUCCCGGUCAGCGAGCCUUAUAAUGGUGGAUUUGUGGACUCUUCUGAUGUUGCACCAGCACCUGCCCCGUGGGAAAUAGAAGUGGAUGCACCUCCUCUGUUUACGGAUUGUGAAAUGCACAUUCCAGUGCCGCACACAUAUUCAGUACAGGAUUGUCCUAAUUGCCAAGGACGUGGUAAGAAUCAGUGCCACUCGUGUAGUGGAUCUGGAAAGAGAAGAUGUACAGCUUGUAAUGGGACUGGCUGGCAAGACACAUCCAAUCAGAGUUGUUUAUUUUGCUCAGGUUCAGGAAAGAGACGUUGCUCAAACUGUCAUGGAGGUGGUUGGCAGAAAUGCAUCCGUUGCUCUGGAAAAGGCCUCUUGCUAUAUCAUUCUGAACUUACAAUCACUUGGAAGAACAGUGUUGCUGAAUAUGUUGUUGACAAGAAUUUUGGGAUUCCUAUUUAUCACCUGCAGGAAGUCACUGGGAAGGAAAUAUUUAGUGAUGAAAAUCAAGUGGUGUAUCCUCUAGUGAAUUUCCCUGAGCCGACCAUUGAUAGGGGUUCAGAAUCAUGCAUUGCGCAACACCAAAUGCAGUUUGCCUCCCAUAGUCGUAUAUUGAGACAGAAACAAACCAUUGAGCUGAUUCCACUCACCAAGGUGGAAUAUGAAUGGAGAGGAAAAGUCUAUUCCUUCUAUGUCUUUGGAAAUGAGAAUAAAGUGUAUACAGAGGACUACCCAGCAAAGUGCUGCUGUUCAGUCAUGUGAUUCACAGAUAGGUCCUAAGUUCUGCUAAGAAACACACCAUUGGGCACCACAGAAGAUCUGGAAUUAUUUAUUCUCCUUAAAGUGAGCAACUUCUUCCUUUCCAACUUUCACUGGAGAGCAGAUCUAAAGAUCUUUCAUUCCCAUCAUCAUCGCAGAGGGUGGUGGGUGUCUCUUUAUCAGUGCAAUAACGAUUCAUGCAGGUCAUACAGUACUUAAAUGAAACAGCAGAACACCUCUCUAGUGCACCCCUCGCCAUUCGCUCUAUAGUUAUGGAGAUGAACGAAUCGUGAUAAUGAAGAUUGAAACAUUGCUAACAUAUUGUAUGACAGAGAUUUGAAUUCAAAGCUUUUGGUUUUGGUCUCCAUAGCUUUGCAUUGAGAUAUUUAGCUUGCUAAAUGUAUCCUUUAAAUUCCUGUGUGUGGAAUGCAUAUUCUAAAUGAUGGAAAUGUAAGCAGCUUCAGGUAGCUUUCUUACAGAGUUUGAAAUGAAGGAAUGUGAUCUGUAAUUUUCCAAAUACACUAUUACUCUGCAAUAGCUCUCAGGGUCAGGAGCAACAGGUGUGUGUUCCAUCCCCUGAUAAGGAUCUUCACAAGAAAGUGUGGGAUGAGAUUGGUUCAGAGAGGGAUAGGGAGUGAUGUUAGCACAUGUCCAUGUGUAACCUACACAAGGGGAAUGUGAGUCUUUGUCUCCCUUAUUGUGACUGAGCUACACAAUAGCCACGAGUCUGCUUUGAACUGCAGGAGUUACUCCUCUAGCUCAACUGAUAGCAUCUCAUGCUUUCAGCUCUGUAGGACUUGGGCUCAAAUCACACUGUCAGCACAAGCAGGGUCAAUUACAGAAGGAUCUCAGGAGGCUCCUUACUAGGGUGGUCUGUUAAAAAAUUAAUAUUUAGGACAGACCCUUACACUGCGAGACCCAGAAGAUUUCUGUUGGCCAUCUGUUUACAUAGCUGGCCUAUAUACAUAGGAGGGAGCUCCUCACAGCAGGGAACAUGAACUCCUCCAUGUCUUGAAUGGCACCAAGCAUGCAACAGACAGUUUAAUUAAGAAAAUAAACACUGGAGCUGAGCUUUCUCACUUGAGGAUGAUGACUGCUCCUCCACCCCGGGGCUGUUCUAAAUGAGUGGUGGAAAGAGAGCAACACUCUCUUCAAGCACUUCACAGACUGGUUAUAUUCAGAUCUUUCUCCCUUGCCUUCAUAUUUUAUAUUAGGUGUUACCUCCAAGCAGCCAAUGUGGUUGCUGGCUAUCUCCUGCUGAGGUGCAAAUCAUAUAGUUACUGUUGUCAUUGCCUGCAUUGUUGUCAUUGACCGAGGUGUAUAGCAAAGUAACUCCAGUCCCUGGACUGACUGCACCUUUUGGUAAGUGACAUCAGACUCAGGCCCUCGAGCAGCACAACAAGUGAUUUGUCUUUGAAACCAAUUCAUGUGUGUAGUUAAACGCCAUCCUUUUCAGACCCAAGAUCUUUGUCAUAGACUAUGUCAGGGUAGACAGAGAAAGAGGGGCGGGGAGUAGGAAACGUGUUGAGUGGAUAAAUGCCAACACUAAAGGCCACCAGAUUAGUAACUAUGAUAGCACUCCAAAGCCAUUGUAGUCUAUGUUGUUGUGUAACUGGGUACAGUUACUAGCGCAAGCUAACUGACACAAGCAAUUAUAAUAUGCAGUGUUGUUGUAGCUGUGUUGAUCCCAAGAUAUUAUAGGACAAGGUGGGUGAGGUCAUAUCUUUUUGUCCCAGACCUGAAGAAGAGCUCUGUGUAAACUUGAAAGCUUGUCUCUCUCACUGACAGAAGCUGGGCCAAUAAAUGAUAUGACCUCACCACCUGGUCUUUACAAGGAAUUAUACCACUGUCAAAACAAGGGGGGGAGGGAUAGCUCAGUGGUUUGAGCAUUGGCCUGCUAAACCCAGGGUUGUGAGUUCAAUCCUUGAGGGGGCCACUUAGAGAUCUGAGGCAAAAAUUGGAGAUUGGUCCUGCUUUGAGCAGGGGGUUGGACUAGAUGACCUCCUGAGGUCCCUUCCAACCCUGAUACGCUAUGAUUCUACGCUAAGGGUCGAACAUUUAGCCAAAUGAUUAUAGCCCUUGUAGCAGGACAAGUAUGGAAAGAUGGAAGGGAGAGCUCAUUGCAAGGUUAGGUUUGGACACAAAUUAUUCUCUCUGUUUUGGGUAUUGUUGCAGGGGAUUCAGAUUUAUCCCAAAUUGACACCAACUUGGCAAAAGGCUCAAGCUGCACAUUUCUUCCAUGCAGUAAACUCAAAACAAAACCGGAGAGUAUAAAUCAUACAGCAGAGCUCCUUUCCCUGGUCAGCAUAAGCCUCUCGUAUCUCCCUCCACUGACAGUAGCACCUUUCCUUUAAGGUCUUGAGCCUAAACAGGCCCAGCAGUAUCUAAAUGACUCCAGCUUAUAGUACCUCUCUGAGCUACCCUCGAACACGGGCUGGAAUUAAACUUCAACACCUCAGACCAGUCUGGUUUGGCAGGAUCUUCUCCUAGUGACACCACUGGGGUGGGGUAUGCCUUUGGACUCGGGAAGGGGGCAACAUGAAACAGUAAACUGGUCAAUAUUUUUCCUAUCAAACUGGUUUUUGACAGAAAAUUGGGUUUUUGACAAACUAAUAUUUUGCAGAGAGUGUUUGUUUUCCAUGGAAAUUUUUGUUUUUCGCUAAAAUAUUUUGGUCAAAACCCAAAAGGUUUUGGCCAAAAAUGGGAGCUAUAGUGUUUCAUAGCAAGUGAUAGUUUGCAUCUCAUGUCCUCUUUCUACAUGCUAGCAUUCCCAGCAGGACUACAUCUCCCAUAAUACAUCAUAGUCUCCCCUACCAAUAAGGGGACACCUGUGUAACAUGGAAUCCCUGGCAAUAGUGCACUGUGGGAGAUGGUGUCCAGCUGCAGAACCUGGUACGCAGUGGGGAAUGGGGACACAAAGAGCAAAGUACAAAUCCAACUCCCAUUUUCAGCCAAAACUCGAUAAUUUCCAUGGAAAAUGUAGAUGGACAUGGACAUUUUCUCAUUUUCAUCUAAAAUUUAAGUGGGGAAAAAAUUUCAGACCACCUCUACCUCACAGCCCUAAUGUAAGCAAUGGCAAAAUAUUACUGAUUAUGUGAUUUGCUUAGCAUUGGAAAGACUAGACACUACAUUUUAAAUGGCUGAACACCCAAACUCUGUAAGGAAUAAAACACAUGUGGGAAAUAUCUGGCAGAGGUUCUUUCCUUUCUGAUGUGAAAUAUUUAUCUAAGCAUUUGUGCCAUAUCCAUCACCAUUCCUGCCAAACCCAAACAUUCAAAAUUCAUGAGUCCCCCCCAUAAAGAAAUUUAAAUAAAUAAAUAAUGUUGAGCUUUUUUAUUUGCCUUCAGGUUUUUUAACCUUUCGGGGGCACCUGGGUCAUGUUUCCAGACUUUUCUUUGCAACCAUCAGGGGCGGAAAUUUUCAUAAAAAAAUAAAGAAAGAAAGAAGAAGGCUGAGAAUUGCACCUAAGUGCGUGUCUCCAGGAGCUGGGGCUUUACGUAAAACAAAAUCUCCCCACUAUAUUUUCCACUGUAUGCGCCUGAUGAAGUGAGCUGUAGCUCAUGAAAGCUUAUGCUCUAAUAAAUUUGUUAGUCUCUAAGGUGCCACAAAUACUCCUUUUCUUUUUACGGAUACAGACUAACACGGCUGCUACUCUGAAACCUGUCAAAUAUGACAAGACUCAAUAAAAUCUAAGUGUUGGCAACCUU
Molecule: messenger RNA, 7511 nt
Organism: Caretta caretta (loggerhead turtle)
Lineage: Eukaryota; Metazoa; Chordata; Testudines; Cheloniidae
Product: protein SSUH2 homolog
Source: RefSeq, a predicted model, not a curated record